Molecule: messenger RNA, 471 nt
Organism: Heterobilharzia americana
Lineage: Eukaryota; Metazoa; Platyhelminthes; Trematoda; Strigeidida; Schistosomatidae
Source: the annotation of a GenBank genome assembly
AUGUUAAUAGAGCACCUAUUUAAUAUACAAUGCAAAUUAUAUGGGGGAAGAAACUGUGACUAUAAUCAAAUUGAUGACGAUGGGCUAAUCACUGCUAAUGAAUUUAACCAAAUAAAGACAACUGAUCAAUUAUUAUCAUGUGUUCCUAAUCCCUUUGGAUUCAUUCCAUUCUAUGAUCCAUUUGAAUGUAGCGCAGCGGUGGCAGCGGCAGCAGCUUAUUCACAAAAAUCUCAUACAGAUACAACAAUUAUAUGUCUAGAUAAUAAUAUGAAGUGGUUAAAGAAUUAUGAAAAUGAUGGAAGAGGAAGGCGUGAUAUGAAUUCAAAUGAUCAUGAUGAUGUCAAUAGUAAAUAUACUAUUUCAGUGAGUAAUGAUGAGAAUAAGUUGAAUACAUUGUCAUCGUUGUAUACAUUGAAUAUUAUAUGGAUUAUAACUUUUUCGAUAGUCAAUAGCUUACUGAUGUUUGAAUAG